Molecule: messenger RNA, 1224 nt
Organism: Lactuca saligna
Lineage: Eukaryota; Viridiplantae; Streptophyta; Magnoliopsida; Asterales; Asteraceae
Source: the annotation of a GenBank genome assembly
AUGUUGAUCUUUGAAUUAGCAACAAGAAGCCCUAGGGCCUCUGCCUUCACCCACCUCCAGCGCCUCCAACAAGAAGCCCUAGGUCCCCCGCCUUCACCCACGUUCUCACAGUCGAUUGUAAAUUGGUUUGAUGUUCUUCCAAGAUUCAUGGCUUACACAUCUCUCAAUUCUCUUUCUGUUGGUGAAUCUGCUCUUUUUUGCUCUCGAACGAGGGUUUUUUGGCUUCAGGGACUUUAUAAAGGGGAAGAAAAGAAUGAGAUGCAUUUAGGUGUUUGUUCUAGAAGCAAUGAUGUGAUUGAACCUAUGAUUAAGCCUCAGUGGUAUGUCAACUGCAAUGGUAUUGCUAAAAAAGCUCUUGAUGUUUUAAUGGAUGAAAAUAACAAGAAAAUUGAUAUACUUCCAAAACAGUAUGCUGCUGAAUGGAAAAGAUGGCUUGAGAACAUUUGUGAUUGGUGUGUAUCAAGGCAGCUUUGGUGGGGCCACCGAGUUCCUGCAUGGUAUGUGACAUUGGAGGAUGCUAAACUGAAAGAGCUUGGAGCAAACAUGGAUCAUUGGGUGGUUGCUAGGGAUGAGAAAGAGGCUGAAGCUGAGGCUAGAAAGCCUGAUGAUACUCAAGAUUUGAAGACUUUUUAUCCAACUGCUGUUCAUGAAACUGGGCAUGACAUUUUGUUCUUUUGGGUUGCUGCUAUGGUAAUGCUUGAGAUGAUAUUAGGAGGCGAUGUACCUUUCCAAAAGGUGGCUGGUGGUUUAGCUUCCGAGACACCUCACAUGAUAAGUGCAGCUGUUAAAGGCAUAACUCCAUUGAGUUAUGAGUUUACUUAUCUUGUAUCCGCUGCUUUUAGUGUUUUUCCAUCCUCUUUUCUUCUUCUUCGAAGAAAAAACAAAGAGAUAAUUAAAGUGAAGCUACUGCUUGAAAUGCUUGUGAAGAAAUGUGGUAUUGAUGCUGUUAAGGAAGUUAUGCCUGAAGAACAUAUGAGGCUGCUUACUAAUAUUAGAAAGAGGAUGGUUACUGGAUCGCCUCUUUUUUUGAAAGAUGAAGUUGGUAAGAGCCUGUUUUUAGGGUCCAUUCAAGUUCUAGUUGUUGCUUUUAAGAAACGGAAAGUCAGUCUUUGUCAUGAUGACUGCUAUAAGCAGAGUGAUGAAAUGGAUCAAGGUGAGCUAAUAGAGAAUAGAAGGCUAGACAAUUACUACAAAAAUACAUUAGUUUUCCAUGUUGGUAACUAA